AUGGCGACCGAAUGGUCGCAUAUUGUUGAAAUACUUUCCGCAAUUUCUAAUGGUUCUCCACACGAUGCCGUGCCAGAUUUGUGCAAAGUUAUCAACAACAGGUUAGUCUUUAUAGCUUUGUAGUUUUUUUUUUCUGCUUUGUGAAGCUGUUGUUACAUAAUAUUUGUGUUUUAAUUGCUCAAUACAGAAAGUGAAAUUGUGGGCAUUUUUUCUAAAUGCGGAACCAAACUUGUCCUACUGUGCAUGCGACUUGUUAUAUGAUUAAGAGUAUUUAGUUUAUCUGAACUUGGUAGGCUGUGAAAAGUUUUCCAUAUAUUACUUUUUAUGUAAAAGCAUAUCAAUCGAAAAUAGUCGUUUGAAGCGAAAAUGUUUAUUUUAAUAUUAUGGAAAUAGGUACAUUAGGCGUACAUAUUUAAUAGGAGGGCAUAAAAUAUUUUGCGGUUUUUGGAUACAUAUAUUGUUUAAAGAUGUCCCUUCUUGUAUUCAUUGGGUUAGGUCAACUAAAUAUAUAAUAAAAAAUUUACCACAUUGCAAAAAUUGUCCGUAAACAACAUGUCAACAAAAAUGCAACAAUUAACAACAUCCUGUUUCCAUGCAAAUUAUUUAAUUUAUAUAAUUUAGUAUAAUUUAGCAUUUCUUGGAAUUCAUCUAAGCAAGUGUAUUACAGAGAAUGGUAGAUUCACAGGGCUGCAAAUAAAUAUUUGACUUGACAGGACAUUUGUCCGAUCACUUUUAAUUUUGGUCGGACAUAACUUGAAUUUGGUUGGACAUAUAUACGUCACAAGACAUAUGUAAGUCAUGAGACAAGUAUGUAUAGCCAUUCCGGCGCAACGUCAAGUAAAAUGCUAGACUGCCUCGUAAAUUUUAUUGCAAAUUGAGUGAAUUUGCAAUUGGAUUUUGUUACAGCAAAAAAAUGUAUAUAAUGUGACAAUAUAUUUUUUUGAUCGGACCAUUUGCCAAAUUUAGUCGGACAUUGUCCGAUGUUCGACAGUAAUUUGCAGGCCUGGUAGAAAAUAUCUGACAAAUAGUUAUUGAGAGGAGUGGCGGAAAGUAUUGAAGUUGUCUAUUGUGUGUAAAUUAAUGUCAACCUCAUUCCCAGGGUACGAGGUUGAAUUAAUGUAAGUACCUAAAGAAUGGAACAAACUUUGACACUUAUUCACAUGAUUGUUGAGAUAAAUGGCCUUUACUAAAAACAGCCAAGUUUGUUACAUUCAAGAAUUUGCUGGCCAUUUUAAUUAACCAAGUUAACCCAUUAAAUCCCAGAACUCUCCACUUGACAAGUAAAAUUGUCUGACAAUAGACAGAGUAAAAUAAUAAAACGGGGCAUAUAAGACUGCAAUGCAACUUAGUGGGUUAAAUUUGUUAAAAGAGAAUUGUUCAUGUGAAUAAACAUGUGUUAUUAAAUAUUUUAGACGUUCUGAUAUACUUAAUCCUGAAGACGAACAUGAAGAAUUCUUUUCUUCAGUGGUGGCUUUAUCAGCUCAUUUUAUUGGCCUUAAUAUAUCUUCCUGUAAGUAGUUCUCCUUCUAACAAGGUAUCACUUGCUUUAUUUGGAUGUCUUGGUCACCAUUUCAAGCUGGGAAAUAUAAAACUGAUACUAUAACAUUAAGAUUGACUGAUGACAAGAAUUUUAUCGUUCUUAGGUACCGAUUGUUUGCACCAUGCGUCUGGGGCAUGUAAGGUUAUACUACAGUUUUGCUUGGCCAGAAUUACUAAAGAAAGAGAUAAAUUUCUAUCAACGGUUGGUAUUUCAUUGAAAUAAUUAAAACUUAAAUUUGUAUGUAAAAUUGCCCGGCAUUAGACAGAGUAAAAUUUAUGAUAAAGUAGGGUGCAUUGCAGCUCAAUCGGUGAACAAGAGAUUGUUUGGUUUACCCAUUACAGUGUCAUCUGGUGUUAGACAGAUAAUAUAGUGGCAGGUAAAUCAGAAAUGCAAAAAGGUUUAAUUUUGUAAUGUAUACAAAAUAAAUGCAAUUUCAUGCUUUAUUUAUUCUUUUAUCAGAAAAACCUUGUGUCAGUGAUUGAAGGGUUGUGCAAAGGUCAUGGUUGUUUGGAUCGAACAGAAGUAAUUGUAUUUAUGGAUAAAAUAAAACAAGCAAAAUAUCCAAAGAAUGAAGAGACUUCAAAAAGUUUAGAAGUAGCAACGAAAACUGAGUUUUAUGGCAAACUAACGAGGCAGGGACUACUAAAUACCAACCAGAGCUUUGCAAGGUACACAAUAUUUAGCAUGUAUGUUUUAACAACAAUACUUUCUGAACUUUAUUGUGCUUCAUUCCUACAAUAUGCACUUGUUUGAUUAUGGUUUUAUCUCAGUUGCAAGUGAGAAAAGUAUUUCCAGUUUGACUCUACCAAACACAGCAGGUUUUCUUGAGAUCUGGAUUACUACUCUGACUUUUAGCUGUACUGCUUCAAUAAGAAAUUAUCUUUAUAGGAAGAACAGUUUAGAACUGAUAGAGCUAUCCAGUUUAAAUAAAGUUAGUUUAGUUUAGGUUUCCUCCUGUAGUAACACUGGAUCAAUAAGAGAUGAUCCUUACUGGGCCUCUAGGAAGAACAGUUUAGAACUGAUAGAGUUAUCCAGUAUAAAUAAAGUUAGUUUAGUUUAGGUUUCCUGUAGUAACACUGGAUCAAUAAGAGAUGACUCUCUUACUGGACCUCUAGGAAGAACAGUUUAGAACUGAUAGAGCUAUCCAGUAUAAAUAAAGUUAGUUUAGUUUAGGUUUCCUCCUGUAGUAACACUGGAUCAAUAAGAGAUGACUCUUACUGGACCUCUAGUGACAACUGUUUAGAACUGAUAGAGAUAUCCAGCAUAAAGGUAGAUAGUUUAAUUAACAUCACAAGUAAAAAAAUAUUUUCCAAAUUAGACUGCCAUUUGCAAGACAUCGGAUGUUUGGAUUUGAAGAUGAUGACAUGAUCGAUAUAAAGACGUAUCUCUGCAAUGCAAAUGUUUCCACACUGAGAGAAAUGCAAGGAGGACAAGUCUUGCUAGAUCUUUGUGCCUCACUACCUAUCAUGUCAAAGUUCAUGACAUUACGUGGUAUGACUGAAGGCAAGCCAUCUAUGAAGAUGAUUGAUAGUCUGCGUAUUGAAGACAUGUUGACCUUUCCUAUAAACAGGUGGGUGGCCACAUUGAAAAUAUGCACUUCAAUGGACCUACUAACGAACAAAAUUUUGAUCUAGACAAGUCUAGACAAAAAUUUUAUCACAGCGUGAAAGAGCAUCACAAAAUUAGUGUCUAGAUCAAAAUUUUGUUCACCAGGUAACAGGUUAAUUAAGAUUUGAAAUGAACAGAUCAACUCCAGAAAUUAUGUGGGCAUACUGGAGCUAUCAAAACUUGUCAACAACUUGAAAAAUCCUUGACUUUCUUUUUCAGUAUCAAAUAAGUUUGUAUUUUUUUUCUUGCAUUAGAGCACCAGAGUUGGCAUCAGAAAUGAACUUAAUCUGCAGCAUUGCCUCCAUACCCGUCAUGGAACCUCUGAACAGUUGUCGUUUGAAUAAAAUAAUGUUGUUAACAUUGGGUUGUGUUGAUAUUGCAAUGUACGCUGCCUCUGGAUAUCUUACUGCAACUGCCAUAGGUACUGCUGGAUAAUUUCUAAAUUUGAGCUUGCUCCUGCUAUGUGCGGUGGUUAAUUUAAGUGCCACUGGGAAAGAAGUUUCUGCAAUAUGUUGUAGUAAGCCAACCAUGAUAUUGCCUCAGUCUUUUGUGACACAAGUUUUUUUACUUUACCAAACACCUUGUGUUUUCUCUGUCUGUAGUUCAGUUUUUUCCUGUAGUAACAUUGGGACAAUGAAGCAUGACUCUUGUUGGAUCUCUAGGGAGAUUAGUUUAGAACUGAUAGAGCUAUCCAGUAUAAGUAAAGUUAGUUUAGUACUUUAGUUUAGGUUUCCUCCUGUAGUAACACUGGAUCAAUAAGAGAUGAUCCUUACUGGACCUCUAGGGAGAACAGUUUAGAAUUGAUAGAGCUAUCCAGUAUGAAUAAUGUUAGUUUAGUUUAGGUUUCCUCCUGUAGCAACACUGCAUGAUCAAUGAAGGAUGACUAUUACUGGAUCUCUGGGAAGAAAAGUCUAGAACUGAUAGAGCUAUCCAGUGUAAAUGAUGUUAGUUUAGUUUAGUUUAGAUUUCCUCCUGUAGUAACACUGAAUCAAUGAAGGAUGACUAUUACUGGAUCUCUGGGAAGAACAGUUUAGAACUGGCAGAGGUAUUCAAUAAAAGUUAGUUAGUUCAAUAAAAUAUAGUUUUCAGUAAAAUACUUAUCUUAUAUAGCAAUAAAAACAUUUAUUUAUUGCAGACGAGGUUGAUAAAAUGGCAAAACAACUUGUUGACACCAGCGUACGUAUUCAUCCCAUGGCAUGAGCUAGACAAUAUUUUGAGAGGGGUAUGCUGAACUCAGCUGAAGACUGGAAGGAGCAUGGCUGAAGAUCCCCCUAUCAGAGCUUGCUUGAACCAGCAUUUCUUCACCUUGCAUUAUUAAUAUAAUUCACAAAUAAAUUGAAGUAUUUAUUUUUACUCCAUUUUACUAAUUUAUGUUUAUUUGUUUAUAGUUGUCAAUAGUGGAUGUGAUUUCUCACACCUUAUCAACAUCUCACAGAGCAGGAGGACAUAUUGUUCAGAACUUUAAUCUUCUUGUCAGUCAUUGUAUAUUGAAAGGCCUUUUCCCUCUCUUGAAUAAUAGAGCUAUUGACGAAGAGAGAGCUAGUGAGACAAGGUACGAAAUGUGGUGGUUCAGCUGUAGGUAGUAUUUUACAAUAAGCUGUCGUGGUUUGUGUCUGAACUACCUGAAUAAUAUAUUUCAACACUUCAAGCAAAAGCCGAGGUUAAAGGGUAUGGGCAAUAAAAAUUGCUUCAUCUAUCUUAUUGCUUUGUCUGAAAGAGCAUGAAAAAAUAAGCCGAUUGGCCGUUUAAUGCUCUAUUCUAUCUCAUCUAGUUCCGAAGUUAUACGCAAAAAUGUGCAAAAUAUAAAUUGCUGACGUCAUUAGCUGGGUAAGUAUGUUUAUUGAAUACUACACUGAAGCAUAACUCAGUUAUUAUGGGCCCAAAUCAAAUGAAAUUUUGGAUACUGAUUGUACAUGAUGAGACGCAUGGAAAAACACUUCUAAUUUUGUUGCCAAGGUAACAAUGUCGUUCCCAGGCCCCUUGCGCCAAUUUUAUAAAACAGCUUUAUUCAAGGUACUGACAAAAAUAAAAUAAUAUCAGAAGUAUGUGUACGGUACCUAUGCAUGCCAAAAGUUUACUUGCAUGAUAAUAAUUCGAAAAUGACAUACACAUAGAGAAAUGCAACUAGUUAUUCAAAAUCAGUGUAAGGGGCCUGGGAACGACUGUGUUGCCUUGACAACGAAAUUAGAAGUAUUUUCCCAUUCGUCUCAUCAUGUACUAUCUGUAUGCAAAAUUUCAUUUGAUUUGAGCCAAUAAUAACUCAGCUAUGCUUUAGUUUACUAUUCAAUAAACAUACUUACCCAGCUUAUGACGUCACACAUUGUGCUGAAUCAACAAUUUAUAUUUUGCACAUUUUUGCGUAUAACUUCGGAACCAGAUGAGAUAGAAUAGAGCAGUAAACGGCCAAUCGGCUUAUUUUUUCAUGCUCUUUCAGAUGAAGCAAUAAGAUAGGUGAAGCAAUUUUCAUUGCCCAUACCCCUUUAAUAGCGAGGUAAUUGUCUACUUUGAAAAUCUAGAUGGGAAGGCUUCAACAUGCUGCGUAUGGAACUGAGUAAGAAGGUCAUUGGUAUAUUAUCCUCAUUAUUGGAAGAUCUGAAGAUGGAGAGCAGUGAUGAUGAAAGUGGUGCUGCUAUUACAGCGGAUGAUAUGAAUAUUGAAGUCCAUGUAUCAGCUUGGUGUCGAGUGAAACUACUGUUUGAUCAUCUCGAGCUUGUCCCGCUCCUCAUGAGAAUAUUUAUGCGUUCUUACUACAAGGUGAGUUAUGAAAUGACUGCCUUGCACUGUCCAGAAACACAACAAAAGAUGAACUAUUCAGUUUGUCUACUGAGAUCAGCGUACAUGCGAAGUUUGUUCCCACAAUCGCGUUGUGGUAACGAGUUCGUCUGGAUCGUUGCUAAUUUAAGCGAUUCUCGGAAAUGGCUGCAAGGAUUAGUGCACAUGUGUUUCACCUCGUAUCUGAGGUUGGAUCCUGUAGUAAUAUAUGUAUGCACCGUUAAGAGAGCACAGUUUUAGAGAACUGAUUGCGCUAUCCAGUAUAAAAACAAAGUUGGUUUAUUUUCAUGAACUACUAUUUCCAGGCGGAUUAUUUAAGCGAGACAAUUUUAACAUCAGCAAAAGGAGGAGAUGAGCCCAAGUCGAGCAACAAUGAUGCUGAAACAAAGUCGAAUAACAGCAAUGAAGGUGAGUAUGAUCUUUUAAUAUGUAUGGGAACAGUAUGUUGAAAUCUAUUCUAUUUCUUGGUGAAAUGAGGAGUAAGGAAUUAUAAAAUAACAUGUAUAUAACGUGUGCUCUGAUUGGCCGAAACCCGUGUUUGGAUCAGGCCAUCCAAACACGGAAAUUUAAAGUGCCUUCGCGGGAAUUUUAAACCCUGUUGUUAUUUUAUAAAACAAUUACUUUAUGGUUUCCGUGUUUGGAUGGCCUGAUCCAAACACUUGGGAAUGUUGCUCGAGUUAAGAAAUGCGCGCAAAAUCACUCGCUUUCGGCUCAUGAUUUCGCGCGCUUUUCUUAACUCUCGCAACAUUCCCGCGUGUUUGGAUCAGGCCAUCCAAACACGGAAACCAUAAAGUAUUUGUAUAAUACCAUCGUUCCUUUCCAAGGAUGAAGAUCCGCAUAUAAAACAUUGUCUUUUCUCACAUGAAACUUUAAUGUUUGUCAAGAGCAUUUGACAUAUUUUAAUCCAAUCUGGAAAACUAGCAUCACACUCACUAUCUGAGCACAGAAUAGAUACAGGACCAGAAGUGUCACUCUGACGAUAUUUUGUCCGAAAUUUUACGAGUGCUGACGUGAAAAUACGCCAUCGUAUGACGCCAUCCUGGAGUGCACACGGAAGUUUUUCCAUAGGAAAACAUAGGUACAAAGUGCCGGGUGCACUCCAGGUGGCGUCAUAGCACGCAAAAAAAUUUCGGACGUUUUCCUUCAGCCAAAACACAUAGGAGUGACACUUCUGGUCCGGUAUCUAUUCUGUGAUCUGAGCUUCUUCAAACCUUCAAAUACUUGUUGCAAUCAUGCAUGUGUCACGUGAUGAUGGACAAUGCUUUAUCUGCGACUUUUUUCUCCAUGCAUGGAAAUGCCAGUAGCUCAUGAAACUUAAUUUUAGAUUCAAGUGAAGGCGAGACUUUGUUUGGUGGUUUAUUUGACACACAAGGAGUUGAACAGGAGAAUUCUGCAGCAGAAAAUGAACCAAAACCGUGGAAAAAUGAGGGGAAAAUGGUCGUUGCUGAAGCGGUUCGUUGAAUCAAGUUUAUUGACUUAUUUGUGAUUGACAUAUUUCGCUACUCUGGUUGAAGGAAAUCUGAAUAUUUCAACAUUCCGGUGUAGUGUCUGCAUCAGAGUGGUAAUGACGUCAUUCCUUGAAUAUUUGUGUAGAAACGUUGGGUUAUGAAUGUAAUUUGUUCAAGGAUUAUAUGUAUAAUCCAUGAAUAUAUGAAUAUAUAAAUAUAUAUUUACUUGAACACCAGAGUAGCGAAAUGUGUUUGACACCUCCGAUUUUCCGUCAUCUCAUAAGCUUUGUUCGUGAUCAUACGCCAAAUGACGUUUAGUCUGAUGUUACCUUGUUGUUUUCCUAGUAUCUGGAGAUGUCCAAGACUAUUUUAGUGUUCAUCAGUGAUUAUAUGUUAAAUAACAUCAGUCCAAACCUCAUGUCUAACAUUCAACAAACCUUCCCAACCACACAUCUCACUGAUCUUGCAUCCCUCGUGCUGGAACUGGAUGGAGCAAAGACUCACAUUGGCACCAUCUCCACGUGUUUUUCCUUCAAUCAAUGUUUAGAUCGCUAUUUACAUAUCUUGUUGACUUUUGGUGUGCUCACAGAUGAACAGCAGGUACACAUAGCCUCGUUUUCAUGUUUCCAUAAAUGAAAUUUCAUGUUUAAGUCUUAAAUUGAAUUUGUCGAGGAAAACUUAAAAUUAGAUUAAUUUUCCUUCAAAUUUUGCUCUGGGCAAGCAAUUUUCAUGUCCAACUUACCCUCAUGACAAAUGGUAAAAAUAACUACACCCGCUAGGUGUUCUUGGUUUUCAUAUGACGUCAUGUGGGGGUUAAGGGUCUGUGUCAGGGGUAAAGGACGGCUUUUAUAUUGUUUUAUAUUGGCAUUUGUAAUAGUCAGAUAACUCAUUUACAUAAAAUGCGUUUCUUUGUUGUGUUUGUUGUGAAAUUAUGCUAAAACAUCACGUGAUUGAAACGCAAGAACAGCCAGAAACAUGCUGUGCUUCUAUGACACUUGUUUGAAACUUCUUCCUGUUCUUUCCACUCACAGGAAACCAUACUAAAGCAGCUUGGUGUUUCACCACAUGCCGCUGACCAUUGGCCAUUGUACAUUGGUCCUCGUAGUUUAUCAAUCUUAGCGCGAGUGCUCCUGGGAAGACAAGAGAGUUGUCGAGAGACUGGGGAUGAAUGUGAUGAUGAAAGUUGUGUCAAAACUUGGCAGAGAUUGAUUCUCACUUUGCGAGAAAUGGCUUUCAAUGAGAGACGAAGACCCGGUAGGUAGCACGUCAUCUUAGUUCUACAGCCUCGCUUUCAUGCUUGAGAUGUUGGGCUUUAACUAAUAGUGACCUUACGAUUUAGGACGGAAACGUGACGACAACGCCUACCAAUACAAUAAAUCAUUGAAAAUAAUUGAAUAAUUACAAUAUAUGAAUAAUUUAGACAUUGUCUUUCGCUCUGUUUACAACACCAAAUCACAGAUUUUCACGUUUUGAUACAACGGCUGCAUUUCAAGCCGCAACAAGUGCAACCAACCUCGUUCCCAGGCUCUUCCCUCAACAAGAGGGAAGAGCCUGGGAACGAGGUUGAAGUGCAACUUCAAACUGGGUUCAGCAGAACUCUUCCCAAACAUAAAACCCAUGUCUUCAACUUCUAAAACUGUAUUAAAUUCAUACGAUUGAUAAUAUACCAUUUAUUUGAAGGAGUUUGUUUUGGCCGACAUCGUCGCGUUGCCGUCCUAAAAUCGUAAGGUCUCUAUUGUCAUAUACGCGAAAACUAGGCUCUAUAGUCAAAGUGACGUAGUUUCCGGAAGGCUGUAUUAAUUAACCGUACUCAUGCCAUGCGACCAGUCCUUGUCCACCAUCUUUGGUUUGCAAACCACGCGGGGAAAACACACUGCAAGAAGCGAAGAAGUGAAUUUAAUGAAGUGGAAACACAGUUUACUAUUAACUUCACUAAAUUACUCCUUUGUUGUCAUCCUUUUGUUUUGACACCCAAAAUCGGCGGACAAGGCCUGGUCGCAUGGCGUGAGAAAGGACAAUGGACAACUUGCAUGUUAGACUAAAUUUUAAUCUAUUAGUAACGAGAAGGGAGUAAAACAUAACAGUUAAAAAGAAUAUAAUGAAAUUAGUAAAAUUGCAAAAUUUGGUUGCGAAAUGUUGUAAAAUUUGGAAAAUAUAGCCUUGCGAAGAUUGCAUAUUUUCAGUAUAUUUGUAUUACGUGCGGAAAUUGUUACCAUUUUCGGCUCAAAAAUAGUAACAAUUUCCACACGUAAUACAAACAUACUGAAAAUAUGCAAACUUCGCAAGGCUAUAUUUUCUGUAUUUUACAACAUUUCAUAACCAAUUUUUGCAUUUUUACUGAUUUUAAUAAGUUCUUUACGGGAAUUUACAUUUUUUGCCUAAAUCAAAAAUUAGUCUAACAUGCAAGUUGUCUAUUCAAAUACGAUAAUUUCCUACUUUAUAACUAUAACCCGUACAAUCCUUGUCCUAACCCUAGCAUUACCCCAACUCUAACCAUCACACUUACCCUGACUGUAAUGUUAUCUCUAAUCUUUACUCAGUCCUAACUUAAUAUGAAUAUUCUGCCUUCACUGAGCUCUAUAUAUUCCCCACAGAUCUGAAUGUAGAACAACUGCAGUUACUUCUUUUGGUGUGGCAUAAUUUCACGAAGAAACAACGAGAUAAAACCCUGGUGUUAUGUAUAAAUGCUCUAUGCGCCAUUUCACAAGAUCACGAACUGAGUGACAAAAUUCCUCUGUAUUGCAUGAGAUUGCUCACUAUUCUGGACUACAUGCUCUAUCAGUAUGAUGAACCACCACGAGAGCUCUUGACUCAGGUAUUUAUAACUGGUUUUCGUUCUUUCAAUGAUAAACAAAGCAGGAGUCUUGAACUGUCUGUGUCAGUGUAGGUUGUGGCAAUAAUAAGAAAGUUUCUGGUUCCCACAACUUCCGGAAAAAUACUUGCAGUUUUCUGUAUAUCUGUAUUAAGGAGGCUCCCUACAGUUGCGUGCGGGAUCUUCGCGGGACCAGUAGGUGAACUAUCCCACGCAACCACAUGAUCAAAACAAAACAAAAUUUUCUUUUAAAAAAAAAGUUAUUUCUGAAAGGUUUCUAAUGGGAAAAAGCGUUGAAUAAUACUUCGUUUUGAGUGCCAAAUUACUUGCGAGUCUAUACAGCAAUUCUACAUAUGAUACGAAUACCACUAGACCAAAAAAUACCUACGAAACAAUGUGUUUUAAUAUUUUUAAAAUAUACAUUGUCAAUUGUAAAACAUUUGCAAAAUUGCAUACAAACGUUUAAAAAGUUGUUUAUUUCUCAAGAAAACGUUCACGUUUUUAGUCGUGUUUCUACAAGAUUAAAGUGAUUAUAUGUAAACAGAAAAAUAUUUCGGUUUCAUAGCCUAAUUGUUCAUUUUUAGCAAAAAGUACAAAACCAAACAUGAAACAAAAAAAACACAUCCACCUGUUAAUAGGCUGUUACAGCUCAUAUAUUGAGUAAACGGCAGGAUUCAAUUAGCUUCAACCUUGUUUUCAUCGAUUUAAUCCUUCACAAUAAUCCUUGGCUGUCCAUAGCACUCAAAUAAAUCGAAAAGUUGACAAAAACAAAACAGUAAAAACAACAUUGCGGCUCGAUUUUGCUGAAUGAAAACUCGUUCUGCGCCCGCGUACAAUCUUUUACUAGUCAGCGACGCUUUUCAAUAGGAGAAUUUCUCGAGUUACACGAGGCUAUUUUCUAACUUUAUUUGCAUUUUACUCGUUAGUUUCAUCGGUGACCUAUCUUCAAAUUUUGACCACGAAUUUAUUUUGCGGUAAAUUUUAUAAAUUUCAAAUUUUAAAAAAAUCUGUAGUGUGGAAAUUUCGCAAUAAAUUUUUCGCUUUUAAAAAAAUCACACACUACAGAAUUUUUUAAACUUUCACCACAGUUGCAGAGCAUCAUUCCUUAUUGAUAUAUGAAAUAAAAAAGAUGGGUCACCGACAUCGUUUUUGAGAUAGCGGCACAUUUAUGGGUUAAAUUGGAAGGCUUUAUGCUGUCGUCAUGUUGCCAUGGGAACAUUGACAUCGUCGAAAUCUAGUUCGAAAUAUUCCUUAGGUGACCAAUUUUGCCACCAAGUCGAAAAAAAUUCGCGUUUUGCACGAAUAAGCCUGUUUUACGGAAUUAUUGCUUAAACAAGAAUAACUGUAGGGAGCCACCUUAAGAGGCAAUUUUUUUCAAUGUCACGUAUUUGCAAUGAAAAGUGUUCAAAACCUAAAAUCUUUUUGGCGUUCCUCUCAAAAUUACUUUGUUUUAGCUUUAUUCUCUAGUUUAUACAGUCAGUUAGCUACCAUUUUAAAUGCAUCUGCCGGUUGAAAAACAUAAAAUAAUAGUUAAAAAUUGUCAAUUAAAAUACAAUUAUCAAUGAUGCUUUAACAGUGACGUCAUAUUUACAGCCAUAUAAGCAAAACUUACUGAACUUCAGACAUCAUUUUCUCUUUGGCGUAUCAUCUAAAAUCUCUUCAUUUUAGCAUCAUUUUAUAGAUAAAGCACUAAACAUACUUUUUAAGUUUGUUUACCGAUUGAGAAACGUAUCGAAAAAUAAAAAAAUUGAAUUUAGUUCUAACCUCAAGUGAUAUAUUAUACGCAUUAGUUUUGAGCGCCUAUUACAUAACAUAUAAAAAAAUCUCCUUUUAAUAUACUCUGUAAUGUGAUUUUUUUUACUAAAUUCAUCUGAGUGGUUUAUUUUUUAUCACGUGAUCGCUUUUAUAUUCUUAGUUUAAAAGCUCAUGUAAUUUUGCGGACCCCCCGCUGGCAACUCCAGACGAAUGGCCUUCGCUCGAAACGUCGAAAUUCUCCUUAUAUUGUUCAGGUAGUUGCAUCCCUAUCAACGAAAGCUUGUUAUUAUUGCCACUACCUACACUAACAAAGACAGUUGAAGGAGAACUUUGACGUCUUGAGCGAAGGCCCUGCGCUUCGUUUGCUGCUGUUUUGUCACUACCUACGCGGCACACAACCUCGUACCCAGGCUCUUUGCACUACGCUCCUUGCGCGGCACAGAACCUGUUGCUUCUAUACAAGUACAUGUAACAAUCUGUUCCAAGCUAGCAAUGCCGUUCUUGCCUAGGCCAAAAAAAUAUGUGUGUUUCCUAUUUCUUCUUGUAAAAACUUAGGUAGGUUUUAACCUUUUUUAAACUUUUUUUUAAAUUUUCCUAACAACCGGACGCCAUUUUGUUUAGUCAGUGUUUCCACAUUCAAAGAUAAAUUUCCCUAAUAUUGCCUUAAAUUUCCAUUUUCCACAAACGUUUUCCUCUAAGUGGAAACACUUACAAGCAUGAUCCAAUAAAAAAGUUUAGGGUCGGGAUUUCGGCGUCCAAAACUAGGUAGGGUCGGGAAACCGGAAACCCACAUAUUUUUUUUUGGCCCUAUUGUAUUUUAUUUUCAUCAUAAUAUUUGACAUUCCUCCAGGUUCAGUACAAUCUGUUCAAGACAAAGUUGAGCUACAUGGCCAUGCUACAUAUGGAUGAUGAUAUGAUGGAUGAACCAAGAUUAAUAUUCUUUCCUACAGUCGAGAGAGAAAAUCGAGAUUACCACAGACCCACAGGGGAUCCCUUGGGACACACGUAUGAAAAGAGGACACCCAGGUUCUAUGGGGUACGCUGUGGGGAACAAAGUGCAUUACCUGAUGAAAUGGUAGGUGAAUAUGGAAGGUGGAAAGAGUUCAUCUGAAUAAUUCAUCCUGUGUUUCAGUGGCGAGCACCUCGCGAAAUAUUGGGGGGGAGGGGGGGGGCUUUGCGGUCCCUGUUAGUUCUUGAGUAAUUCCAUGCCAUUUCAACACAGGCAUGACACCCACCCUCUCCAAAUUUCUUUAUAUUUUGCAGGCAGUUAACACUUUGUGGGAAUAGUUUAAGUUCAAAAUUUGAGCAUCGUAGCUGCAAUAGUUUUUGAGAUAUCGCAAUUCGAAAUAUGGCCCGAAAAGCAAAAAAGUGGGCGUGGCUAGUGCUAAAUUCAUCAUUACCCUAUUUUACAUUUUGACCUGUAACUUCAUAUCCAUCAAAAUUUGCACAAAUAUGUAUUUGUAUGUGGAGAUUUCAAAUAUUGCACUUUCAUCUUUGUAUCUGCAACCAGUAAUGUGUUAUGGCACAGCAAAGAGUCUAAUUAUGUGUUUCUGAAGACACGAAAUAUACAUCAUCUUUAUUGGAAAAAUUUUUAUUUUUUUAUUUCACAUCAUAUCCACAUGCUAUUCUACUUUUAAGCAAAAUUUGGUGAUGGUUAGUUGCCUGCUUUAAAAAGUAGAGCCCUUCAAAGUUGUCGUAUUUUUUAAAUAACUUUAAUAGUACGUUUUGGAUGUUUGUUAAGAAUAAAAUACAUUUAUUGAGAAAUGAGACUGCCAAAUAGCUUAAUGUUUGAUUCUAUCAUUCUUUUUUAAUAGUACAUUAUGUUCUCCAAGAGUAACUGUUAUUUCUUGUAUCAAAUUGCCUUUGAUCAAAAUCGAUGCUGUAUAUAUAGAGAUCACUACUGUUUAUCCAUGAAUGUGCAUAAGACUUGUUGGUCUUUAGGCUGCAGUUUGUACUGCCUCCCAGUGACUAUUGUUCGGAACACCAAUGUUAGAAAUAAUGUUUUCAUCCGAAACCCAACAAGUAUUAGUGAUUGACCAAUUAUUAUCAAUUAUUCAUCCAGUAAUCUACCCGAUUCUGAUUUUCUAUGACGUCAUAAUCCAUUUCGAGAUUUUAAUGAUAAUUUCCAACGUAACAUGUUACUAGUAGCAGCCAAAGUUUGUUAAACCUGUACAUAAAUGACACACUUCACGUGUUAUUUCGUCGCGGCAACGGUUUGCUCCACACCUACUAUGCAACACGCUACCGUUCGCGCAAGAGAUUAAACAGUUGUUGUUUUCACAUAAAAAAGUGCAUUCAACGUGUAUCACCGCGUAAUAUAUAUGAUUUUUAAAGUGCGUAUUUUCUCAACAAUCGGUUUACACAAUCGGAAAAUACAAAAUAUUCUACAGAUUCCGAUUGUCUACCGAUAAGCAAAAAUCGGGGAUUCCGAUUAUAUAUUUUUUUAUUAAAAACAUCUUGUAACACGAUAGCUAAUCAACUAAAAAAAUAUUAGCAAGGUUGUCGUUACUUUUCACUAGGCCGUGUACUUACAGACAGUAUAAGAGAUUCCCAUGCACCCACCCUCCCCGAAUCACCCAAAUAAUAUUAGAAAGACAUUCAAAGUUUAUUAUUCACUCCAACCCAACCCAGAUAAAAUUAUAUAAAAAUUUUAUUUCUUUCAUUCAAACUUUAGCGGCAGCAUAACCGAAAGUUCGUUUCAUUGAAUUUGUUUUUGGCUUCAACAACAUCAACUUAUUUUUGUUAUUUUUUAAUUCAUAUCGAUCUGAAUUAUAUAGUUUAAACAUGUCCGAAAUGUUAUCGUGAAAUUGACAUGUAAGUGCUUUUGAUACAUAUUUUAGUUGUUGCUCCGUCCUUCUUUCACCUAACGUUUUCCAAUCUAGUUUCUUUAAAAUAUCUAUGGAGCUUAUUUCAUAUGAAUCACCCGUAAUAACUUUUGCAGCUCAGUUUUGGAGUUUCUGAAGAUUGCCUCUUAAAGAUUCGCCACAGUUACCCCAAAUCAUCGAGCAGUAAUCAAAGUGUGGUUGGACUAAAGCUCGAUAACGAUGUUUAAGAGUUUCCGUUGAAACGUAUGGCUGACACGAGUAUACGACGCAAUUAUCGGUCAAUCGCUAACAAGUAUCCUCCUACUGGCCAGAAAUAUGAUCUUGCGAUGCACUUUGGGUGCAUAAACCUUAUUAAUUUUUGCAUUUCUUUGAUCAUUGUCAACUUCUUCAAUCAAAUCAAGCCAUUUUUCAUCAUCUUACAAGCAUACAAUAAAAGAGUUCACUGAAAGUACAAUUGAUUCACGAGCAGGGGUAGAUAAGAAAUAAAUUGUAUUGCAUACUUUUGAUCCAUUGAUAUUCUUUUUGUGUAUGUACUAUUAAUAAAUAUGUAAUUUUAAACUUUUAAAACAAAUUUUAAAUAUGCACUAUCAAUAAAGAAGGAUCGAAUGAAAAAUUAAGGUAUUUGGCAGUCUCAUUUCUCAAUAAAUGUAUUUUAUUCUUAACAAACAUCCAAAACGUACUAUUAAAGUUAUUUAAAAAAUACGACAACUUUGAAGGGCUCUACUUUUUAAAGCAGGCAACUAACCAUCACCAAAUUUUGCUUAAAAGUAGAAUAGCAUGUGGAUAUGAUGUGGAAUAAAAAUUACUGUUGUGUCUGUAUGGCUUCCAUAAAAAUUUUUCCAAUAAAUAUGACGUAUAUUUCGUGUCUUCAGAAACACAUAAUUAGACUCUUUGCUGUGCCAUAACACAUUACUGGUUGCAGAUACAAAGAUGAAAGUGCAAUAUUUGAAAUCUCCACAUACAAAUACAUAUUUGUGCAAAUUUUGAUGGAUAUACCAUGUACGGGUAUGAAGUUACAGGUCAAAAUGUAAAAUAGGGUAAUGAUGAAUUUAGCACUAGCCACGCCCACUUUUUUGCUUUUCGGGCCAUAUUUCGAAUUGCGAUAUCUCAAAAACUAUUGCAGCUACGAUGCUCAAAUUUUGAACUUAAACUAUUCCCACAAAGUGUUAACUGCCUGCAAAAUAUAAAGAAAUUUGGAGAGGGUGGGUGUCAAAUCAGUUUUUUUUGUGUUGAAAUGGUAUGGAAUUACUCUCUUUUAACUUUUUUUGCCUUAAUAUUUUUUAGUUCAAACAUGUGUUAUUGAUCCUGGAUAAAGAGAGCACCUCGUAUUCGUAUUUCUACACAAGUCUCAUCAGCUUACUCAGUGCUGGCUCAAGAUGCGAUGUCUUGAAGCGACAAAAAUCAAAAUUUGUCAACCUGUCGGAUGCGAAAAUUGUUCGCUGUUUGUUUGGCAUGUGCUGGAGAUUGUUGCUGUCUCUACCGCCACCCGUCUCAUUUUUAUCUGGACUGCAACAAAACCAAGCUAUUGAACUGAAGGUAAGUUAUGAAACCCGUGUUGAUGACACAGUGCAUGUGAUCUGAUCCUCUGCGACCAGAGGUCCAUUCCUGCAUUAUACAGUCAUCUGAUGAUAGUACCACUUCAGUCACUUGUGAGAAGAGUGCUUCCGGUGUCACUCUAACAAACACUGCAGGUUUCGUUAAGGUACUCUGGUUUCUCCAAUAAGAUGGCUUCACUGGACCUCUAAGAAGAACAGUUAGGAAUCAUAGAUAUGAGAUAUCUAUGUUUAGAACUGAUAUAGCUAUCCAGUGUAAGAUUUAGUUUAAGAGGAGAUUUUUUUGUAUAUGUUACGUAACACGCGCUCAAGACUAAUGCGUAUAAAUAUAUCACUUGAGGUUAUGACUAAAUUCCAAAUUUUUAUUUUUCGAUACGUUUCUCAAUCGGCAAACAAACUUAAAAACUAUGUUUAGUGCUUUAUCUGUAAAAUAAUGCUAAAAUGAAGAGAUUUUAGAUGAUACGCCAAAGAGAAAAUCAUGUCUGAAGUUCGGUGAGUUUUGCUUAUGUGGCUGUAAAUAUGGCGUCAAAUUUAAAGCAUCAUUGAUAAUUGUAUUUUAAUUGACAAUUUUUAACUAUUAUUUUAUGUUUCUCAACCGACAGAUGCGUUUAAAAAGAUAGCUAACUCUAUAAACUAGAGAAUAAAGCUAAAACAAAGUAAUUUUGAGAGGAACGCCAAAAAGAUUUUAGGUCUUGAACAAUUUUCAUUGCAAAUACGUGACAUUGAAAAGAAUUGUCUCUUAAUAAUUUAAAGUCGUUGUGAUUUACAUACAGUAUGUUGAAUUCGUUUUCUCUGCAGAAUGUUGGAGAUUUUGUAACAGUUCUUGUUACGCUUUACUGGGCAACGAAAUUAUCAAACACAGACGAUCAAUCCGCUAUCAAGGUCAGUGUGAUGAGAUCUUGAGUUUUUCAAAGACUUCAAACUCGUGCAUGUUUUCCCAAAUUGCCCUCGAAACAAUAUACUAUUACCUAUACAAAUUAUUAAGUAAAAAUCUGUUUAUUUAGAAUGCUCUGCAAGAACAAAACAUGUCAGCUGAUGACAUUCUUCCACUGACAUCGGAUUUAUUCAGCACAACUUGUGAUGACGUACAAACUAUCAAACAUGCUUCCACUUAUUUACAACAGGUUCGUCUAAAUUUCAUUUUCCUGCGGGACAAUAUUAAACUGUUAAAGUCUCAACUUUAGUGUAUGCUGUCGUCUCCGUUCUGAAGUUCGAUUCCUUUAAAGUGUAUAUGAAAUGAAAUUUCUUAUUUUCUUAAAUGAAAGAACCCUUUAAGCUGUAGUGCAACUUAUUUUCAGUUUCUUGUUUUUAUGGUUUGUUCCCGAGACAUUUCAAUUUGUUUGAUAUGUAAAUGAGUGUGAAUAUGUCCACUAAUUUAUGACGUCAUGUUGGUUGCAAGCUCUUUAAAAUGGUUGAAUAUCACUGCUAUCAUCCAAGAUGAUAAUUUCAAACUUCGCUCACUGGUAAAUGUGAUGAAACACGGGAGAAAAACGUGAACAGAUAUCUACAGUUUUUAGAGUUAAUACAUUUAUAACCAGUGUAAGUUGAGCUUGCAACCAACAUGACGUCAUAAAUUAGCGGACAUAUUCACACUCAUUUACAUAUCAAACAAAUUGAAAUAUCUCGGGAACAAACCAUAAAAACAAGAAACUGAAAAAUAAGUUACACUACAACUUAAAGAGUUCUUUCAUUUAAGAAAAUAAGAAAUUUCAUGUCAUAUACACUUUAAGUUUAGUUUAUCAAAACCUCGCCUUAACUUGAGCAGUUUGAUGAAAACGUAAGUUCUUUGUUUGUUCAAUUUCUAGAUAUUGGAUCAUUUCACGCACAGCGAGGAAGUGUUGAGUCCAGACCAGCUCCCAGGCCUCCUCACUCUCAUGACGGUUGACUGUAUUCUGACUAGAAUAUCAAUUGUCUUGACACCCAACUUAGAAAUGGAGGAGGAAGCCGUCAUGGUCGAGAUUGAAAAAUUAUUUCCUGUUGUGUUGAAACUUGUGAAAGCUUACCAAGGCUUUGCAAGGUACGAGGAUUGUCUACACUUUAUUAAAUUAAAGUUGUCAUGUUUACAUGUAACACAGUAACACAUGUAACACAUAGUAACACAUAGUAACACGUGAUCUUUUGUGUUUAGAUUCAGUUUGUUGUCUCAUCACAAUGUAUUGAGCAAAGUUCGUGAUCAGGAUGUUGCAAUAUAUUCAAAAGUCAUCAGAAUAUCUUCAUCUGCUAUGGCAAAGAAUCCGGUUCUAGCUGGUCCAGUUAUCACAGGUAUAAAUAUUUAACAAUUAUUCGCCGAAGGCGAGGUGAUUAUCGGGGGUUUCCUCCUGUAGUAAGACUGGAUCAAUAAAAGAUGAUCCUUACUGGACCUCUAGGAAGAACAGUUUAAAACUGAUAGAGCUAUCCAGUAUAAAUAAAGGUAGUUUAGUUAUUGACUAGUUAAUCUAAAAGCGUCACCGUGCAUGUUUAGUUUUAUCAUGUGACCAAAAUGAGGUAUGAUGAUUGGCUGAGAAGUUAUUGUUUCCUCCACAGGUCUCCCAAUCCCGCUGGAAGAGAUCAAACAAUGGAAUAAUCUUGGUUCAGUCGAUUUUAAUCCUCAGUUUUCUCCAGAAGACAUUAUCAAUGAGGGCAUAUCAGACCCAACUCAAAUGAUCCACACGCUACUCUCCUCACAUAUGAAAGUCAUGUCCUUCAGAUUCCCAUUCAGUGUCGACGCAUCCAUCAGACAUGUCAUGAAAUCUCUUGUUCAGCUGACUGCGAGUUUACUGUCGUGAGUUGAAGUAUUUUCUAGCUGUGGUGUUGUAGUUCUUGCUAUGAAAGUUGAGCCAAUGGGUGAUCCCAGCAAGAGACUAAGUUUUGAGCAAGGGAAGAAGAACGAAAUUCAACACCACAGUUAGAAAGAGCGUCUUAGAAUGAGUAAAAUUGUAAAAUGAAGAAAAUAUAGCCCUGUGAUGCUCGCAACUUUUGUAUAUAUUUGUAUUACGCGCGGUAAAAAUAACCACUUUCAGCUCAAAAAUGGUUAUUUUUCCCGCGCGUAAUGCAUAUAUAAACAGAAUUUGCGAACUUCACAGGGCUAUAUUUUCCUCAUUUUACAACAAUUCGCAACCAAACUUAGCAAUUUUACUCAGUUUAAGAUGUUUUUUUCCAGCUAUGGUAUAAUGGAUUUCGUUCCUCUUGUCUAGAUCAAAAUUUCCUCUAUGGCCAGAAUCAUUCAUUGUAAUAAUAAUUUUACUUGUGUGUUUAGUAACUAUCCCAAAAAAGAAGGAUCGCUGCAUUUGGUAUUUACAAAAGAAAUCUCAGAGGCCAUCACCCCCCUGGUCGUGGACGCCUCAGCUGAGUUCUUGUUUGAUGAAACAGAGAAUAUCGUCGAGAAUGUUUUUGGAUCUUUGGAUAACGAAGAAUGUUGCAACCAAAUUCAGAAUUAUCUGUUGGAAAAUUGCUAUGAUUUGAUAAUUGAACACAGCUUGUCCCAAGAGUAAGUUCUGUAAUUAUUUUAUUUUAUUUACAAGUUUGCCAUUGCAAUAGAUCUAUAUAGAGUACUAUGGUUACAAAUGACUGGAAUUUCCACACAGAGAUAGUUUUUUUGUUUGAAGAGCAUCGGCGCAGAUGAGCUCAGUGUGUUAUUCUUUACUUGAUUGAGUUAACUUUCCUGCCCUUCGAAACUCGUGCAAAAAUAGAUUUGAGGUUUGACCAUUUUUCUUUGAGUACUCAUUCUUCCUCCUCACCAAACAGUAAUGCUUCCAUCUUAAUUAUGCUCCAUGACCAGAGAUAGGUUGUAUAGUGGCAGCCAGAAACCUGUGACUCAGCGUAGACCUAGGACCUCGACUGCUUUCACAGUUUUGGUUGAUUUUGGGUUAGCAUUUUGUAAGUAUGACGUCGCCUGCGAAAUAAAAGCGUCCUUGCUCCGCCCGCCUCUAAACAGCCUGGAUCCCCGUCUUGUCAAGUGAACUGAAAAAGCGCUAGGUCUAGGCUUGCUUUGACUCAGGUUUGAACCGUUUUCUUCGUUAAGUCCAUUUUCCACUAAGCGAAUUUUUUCGCUGACCAAUCACAUUGCCAAGAUUUCGCUCUCAGCUGCAAAGACGUGUAGCCUUGACCUUUCUUACUAAUUGUUCCUGCACAUAUAUUUCCUUACAGGCCAGUGUUAUGUGAAGAUAUAUUUGUUGAUUGUGAAAGAUUCAUGGAAAGUUUAUUGGAGCGAGCUGAAGGGAGAUCCACAUUAAAGAAUUUCUUUGAAGAUAAUGAUAAAUUCGUUCGUCUGUUUCUUUUGUCUGCAAAUCAGAAUUUCUCUCUUUCGUUUGUUUAUCGAAUGUUGAAAUUUGUCUCUCGUACUCUCGAAACGUGUAAGUAUUACUAUUUAUGUUGGUCGUUGAAGAACAUUUCUUGCUGUUUUGUUUUUUCCCAUUAUCUUGUCGUGUUACAGAACAAUCAUGGCCUCACUCGUGUUCGGCUACUCCAGUCCGAUUCAUGUCGUCCAUUUUCAUUAAUCUUAGUGUUCACUUUUCUUUAGAUGAAAAGCAACCCAAUGAUCCCACAGCCCAAGGACUGGUCCAGUCAAUUUCCAAGAUCAGUGAGGUUGACUCAUCCUUGCUCACGACAUGGUUAAACAGAAUUAUAGUGGGCAGUGUGACAGAUAAGGAAAUGACAGGAAAAAUGGCUGACAAUCGUCUAUUACUUCAGUCUAUUGUAUCAUUUCUUGUCAAAGAACAAAGGUAAAACAUGAUAAUCCUGUUGGAAUGUUGAUAGCGUUGUGGUUAAUGUAGAGCUUAGUGUAGGUUUCCUCCUGUAGUAACACCGGGUCAAUAAGAGAUGAUCCUUACUGGACCUCUAGGAAGAACAGUUUAGAACUGAUAGAGCUACCCAGUGUUAGUUUCGUUUUAUGAUAUGAUAAUCUUUCGUCUUUUAUUUAGUGCUGUAAGCAGCGCAGCGAUCGAGACAUUACUAGAUGCAAUCAUUCCUUUGGGAACACUGCUUCUGAAUAUGGCGACAGAUGUAUCUGUGGUGAUCGGAUCAAAGUUUGUGGAUUUUCUUUCAAUUUCCUCCACUGUGGCUGGCUAUGGUGAUGGAAGUGGUCAUAUCAAAUUAAUGCAAGCUGUUGUCACGUGGUUACAAACUUGGUAUGGCUUUUAUGUUAUUCAUAGUUUGUUUGGAAGUUGCUUGCAUAAGAACAGCUGUCUGUCUGUCUGUCUGUCUGUUUACUUUAGUUGAAGAGACUUUUGUCUCAAGUUGUGUCAGUAUUAGCGUAGGUUAAAGUUUGGAUUUGGAUUAGAGUUAGUUCAUCAGAGUUAGGGCCAGAGUUAGUUGGGUUGGGGUGGGGUGGGGUUUGGUGGAAUUGGGUGGGGGGGGGGGGGGGGGGUUAAGUUACUUAGGAUUAGAGUUGGAGUUAAGUUUCGGGGUUAGGUAAGAUGUGGGGUUAGGUUGAAGGCUGGAAAUGUAAAACCGAGGGGAUGUUAAUUGAUUCCUUGUAUUGCAGCAAAUCUGACUUGAAUCCAAACUUAAUCGGAGAUGGCAAAGCAAAAGACAACACAAACAGUUUGGUGGAAUGUACCAACGUCUUGCUGGCUCAUGUUGCUGACGUGUUGGUUGUGUUGAAACAGACAGAUGAUGACGACAUCUGUAGUGGUAGCCAUGGUGAUGAUCACGUCGUGAGUGAUAUUGAAUCAGAUGGUGUUGAUGAUGAUGAUGAUUCUGGAGCAGAGGAAUCUGUAAGUUAUGAACAUAGUCCCUUGAACAGAGGUUCACCCUUACUGGAGUAAGUUUACACGUAGUGGAGGUUUACCCUUACUGGAGUAAGUGGAGUAGAUGUUCACCAUUUGUCUUUCACGUGUGUGACCAGAGUUAGAUUCCUGAAAUAUGCAAUUGUCUGAUUGUAACUUCUACCUUCUUGUUCUGACUAAGUUUGAUGGUUUUCGCUGCAGGAGGAAGACGUGGAACAACUAUGGAACAAACUUUGUACAUUCACAACAACAAGAAAAGAAUUUGCCAACCAACAUUGGUAUCACUGUCACACAUGUCGCAUGAAUGAUGGCGUGGGAGUUUGCACUGUCUGCGCUAAAGUAUGUCAUAAGAAUCAUGACGUCACCUAUGCCAAAUAUGGAUCUUUCUUCUGUGACUGUGGCGCCAAGGAAGAUGAUAGUUGUAAGGUAGGGACUGGAUACUAGCCAAGGUUUUAGAAAGAUGUUAAUGGUGAAAUAAUACGACAAACCAUCCAAGAACUUAGAAUAACAUGAUCUAUACUGGCUAGGGUACUGGGAACAAACGAUGAUCAAACAGGUCAUCUUCCAUUACAUACUAUGUCUGUUUACUGUAUUUACAUACUACUUAUUAUAUGUCCAUGCCAUCUGAUCCUGCUUCUCUCGACUUCUCUGCAAUGUCUACCCACAUCUUGUGAUUAUAUGAUUGGAUAUACAGGUCAAUUAUCAGAUUAAGUCCUUGAAAUGAAUAUACUGGAACGCUACCUUCAGCUAAACUGCCAAUUUCUUGAAGCCAAAUCUGACCUGCACACACACAUGUCAUGAUUGACUGGUGAUAGCUCUUCGCAUGCGUGAAAAGACUGGGAAUAGCCUUCAAGUUUGUCUUCAGAUUUCCAGUUGGUGGAAUUCCAGUUAUGUUCAUUUCAAUGGAUAAACAAUCUAUUCUUUGCCCAACGUCUGAAAAUGUCAGAUCAUCCAUCUCUAGUAUGAGUGAGGCUGAUCGUUCUGCAAAAUGAUGUAUUGACAUGUUAUUUCAGGCCAUGAAGAAACGAAAUCCCCAUGACAUCUCAGACAUGGCAAGUCCUGAUGAGAAAAUCUCUGCAGUCAGCAGUUAUCGUCUUCUACCCCAACUCCGUAUUGAACGUGUUGUGUCUGCCGAGGCGAAGUCCGAAGAUGUUGAGAAGAAUAAAGAAAAAUCAAGCUAUGAGUUCGGUCAACCUGCAUUCAGACGAGAUCUUAGAAAACAAAUUGAGGUAGGACUGUUUGCUGUAUUCGUGUUCCAGGGCAGCAGACGGUGCUCAAAAACAUUCAUCCUUUUACCUGCAAGAAAGUAAGGCAGAUCUCUUUAUUCUAUUUAUUGCCUACAAAUGCAAGACUACUCCAUCUAGUGAUGCUUGUGAUGUUACUCUGAGUGUGUAUCCACACCGGGCAAGCUUGAAAAAUAUGCCUGACCACGGUGGGAAUCGAACCUACGACCUUUGGAAUACUAGCCCAAUGCUCUGCCCAAAUCGAUUCCCACCGUGGUCAGGCAUAUUUUUCAAGCUUGCCCGGUGUGGAUACACACUCAGAGUAACAUCACAAGCAUCAUAUUCACCUGAGUACAUUACACCAACACAGAAAAAAUCAUGAUUACUCCAUCUAAUGUUAUGAACAUUAUUUCCUCACUCUGAUAACUGCAGGUUGACCACCAUCUGCUGUAUCAUAGUCCUUAGUGAAAUCCGUCUCCAUGAACUUUAUUUUUUUUUUUGUUAAUUGUUUAUUCUAAUUUUUAACCACUAUAUUUUCUCCACUAGGCGAACAAGAAACCGCUGGUCAAAGUAAUCACAGACAAUGACAUGUGCCAGACACUGCUCACCUUACUCAAUACCUUAUCACGUAUCAGUAACUAUGGUAACCAAGUUGUAGGUGGCGCAAGACAAAGAAUCACUGAAGCCUUAGACGAUCUCCACACCAGCGAGAAAGCUGUGGAAAAUAAUGAACAAUUACUGGUUAGUCAUAUAACUUUAUUUAUACUGGAUAGCUCUGCCAGUUCCAAACUGUUCUUCCGUCCUAGAGAUUCAGUAAGGAUCAUCUCUUAUUGAUCCAGUGUUACUACAGGAGGAAACCUAAACUAAACUAACUUUAUUUACACUGGAUAGCUCUAUCAGUUCUAAACUGUUCUUCCUAGAGGUCCAGUAAGAGUCAUCUCUUAUUCAUCCAGUGUUACUACAGGAGGUAACCUAAACUAAACUAACUUUAUUUACACUGGAUAGCUCUAUCAGUUCUAAACUGUUCUCCCUAGAGAUUCCGUAAGCAGCAUCUCUUAUUGACCCAGUGUUACUACAGGAGGAAACCUAAACUAACUUUGAUUAUGCUGGAUAGCUCUAUCAGUAAGGACCAUCUCUUCUUGAUCCAGUGUGAGUGCAGGAUGAAACCUCUGAAUUGUUCUCCAAUGAAGUUUAGCGAAGACGAUCGCGUAAUAAGACUAUUUAAAAAAGAACUUCCAUUUCCAGGUGCCGACAUCAGGUUCACAAGAAGGGGCGUUCGAGAAUGUUAAGUUAGUCUGCAGUGGUGAACAAGGUCAAUCUAUCCGCCAGUUGAUUGGGACACAUGUUUUACGUCGUGUUGCCAUGUGUUGCUUAACAUCGGCCAAAGGACGAAGACAACAUUUAGCUGUCAGUCAUGAGAAAGGAAAGGUAAACCUAAACAUUAGAAAUUGUCUUCUGAUCUUGAAAAACCUAAACAUUAGAAAUUGUCUUCUGAUCUUGAAAAACCUAAACAUUAGAAAUUGUCUUCUGAUCUUGAAAAACCUAAACAUUAGAAAUUUUCUUCUGAUCUUUUCAUUCCCUAAUGUUUCUGACCAGCUCUCCUUCAUCUCUUCUUACUACGUGUCCAUGCCCUCUCAGAGUGCAAUAAUUUCCCCCAUGCAAAACGAUCAUUAAAAUAUCUAAUUAUUGUUUCAUUUCAGAUAACAAUUCUUCAACUAUCUUCAUUGCUUAAACAAGCUGACUCAAGCCGUCGUAAACUGACUAUAACACGUCUGGCCACAACCCAAGUUCCUUUCACCAUCCUUUCUUUAACUGGCAACAUCUGCAAUGAGGAUUUUCUUGCUGUCUCUGGUCUCAAAGAUUGUCAUGUCUUGACAUUGAGUGGCACUGGCUCUGUUAUCAAUCACCUCGUCUUACAUCCGCAGUUGGAGACUGGGAAUUUCAUUAUCAAGACAAUAUGGCUUCCGGGUUCUCAGACCGAACUCGCUAUUGUUACAGCCGAUUUUGUGCAGGUAUGUUGUUACUCAGUUUUGUAUAAGGCUGGUGUCUGAACUACGUAACUACAAACUUUGCUGCUCUGUACCGCUGGAUCCCAUGUUUGAUUUUCACAUUUUAUUCACAUGUUAUAUUCACAGAUUUACGACUUGGCUAAAGAUGCUCUUAGUCCAGUAUUCUAUUUCGUGCUGCCGGCGGGCAAGAUUCGUGACGUCACGUUUAUAUUUCAAUCAUCAUUGCGUCAUUUGUGUCUGAUGUCAUCCGAAGGACUGGUCUAUACACAACAACUGGAUGAAUCAAGCUCAGCCAAAUCAGGACCAUUUUACCUGACGAACAUUGUGCCUGUCGAUCACCCGGAGUUGAAAGAUAACAAUGGUCAAGUUGCUGGAGGUGGCGUCUCCGUUUAUUAUUCUCAUGGGUUGCAGAUGCUUUUCUUUAGCUAUGCACAAGGUAUGUUAGACCAGAAUCUUGAAAUGUCUUUGCCAGUGUGGGUAAUGGCAAUCAAAUAAACAAGCUUUCGUUGAUAGGGAUGCAACUACCUGAAAAAUAUAAGAAGAAUUUCGACGUUUCGAGCGAAGACCUUUUGUCUGGAGUUACUAGUGGGGGGUCGGGAAAAUUACAUGAGCAGAUGAAUUUAGUCAAAACAAAGUAUAAACAAAAAAUGUAAAUCACAUUACAGAAUAUAUUAAUACGAAUAUACAAAAUACUACAACAAAUGCAACAAAAUAUAUGAAACAAGUAUGGAAUAAGGUAAGAAUUAAAAGUACUAUCAAUGUCUGCUUUUGACAGGCAAAGACAGACCGGGUUAAACAUAGGAAAAACGUUCGUUAGUUAGACCAUAGUUGACCUAGGGCUGGGUUGCACCAAGCACUGCUUUCGUUGCUAGAGAUGCAACUCUCUGGAAAAUACAAGAAAUUCUUUUUGGUAGUUGCACCCCCUACCUAGGAAGGUUUGGUGAUCAUUGGGACUACCUACAUUGGCACAGACAAGAUUAUUUACUAAACACUAUCGUGCAACAGAUGGUGGCCAACUGGCACUCAUCAUAAUGAGACAAUAAUUAACAAUUAUUCGCCGAAGGCGAGGUGAUUAUCGGUGAAUAAAAACCGAGACGAAGUCCAGGCCAUAAAAUAUCGGUCGGUCACGGACAUUGUCCGACCCAUUCGUCCAAUUGUCCGACGUAGAGAGGAAACCACCGGACAUUCUGUCCGACCUAAAUGAAACUGAAGUUUAUUAUGUGUCCGACCCGAAUGAAUUGGUGUCUGACCGAACUGUAGCUUUGUCCGACGCUUUCUCCACGCACGUAAAUCAAAAUGUACCCUAGUCCAAUACUAGAAGCUCGUAUGUUAUAGUGGAGAAACAGAGUAUUGUACAAAAAUGAACCGGAAAUGUUGGAAAACGUGCUUAAGUUGUCGAAGUCGUACUGCUAUUAUUGGCAAGCAAGUUAAUCUUGACUUGGAAAUAAGUAUGAAUGACACAAAUUAUUUAAAUAUCUUCAUAACAUUUAGUUCAGAAUUAAUAUAUUGUGCUGAUAUUGAUUUGCGUCAUUCAGACUUAUUUCCAAGACAAACUGAACUGAAGGUCAUCGGACAUAUGUCCGACCUAAACUCAAAGUCAUCGGACAUUUUGUCAGACGGCGUUGUAAAAGAUAUUUUAAGGCCUGGAAGUCGAGGUUUUUAUUCACGAUAAUCACCGAGCCUGAGGUGAAUAAUUGUUUUAGUAUAAUUUUAUAGGUGAUUAUAUGGAAAAAAUAAAAAAAUACACAUUUCUUCGUCAUUUAAUUGACAAAAAGGCUUCGGCCGCCAUUUUGAAAAUCGCUUAGGUGAUUAUCGCGUAAUAAUCACCUCAACGGCAACCAAUCAGCGUGGAGAAUUUUCAAUAAUCACCUAUGUAAUUAUACUAAUGUUAAUUAUUGUUAUUCUAUGUAGUAGUAUGGCAUCUCUUUUACUUGUUGACACUGAUUUUUACAUUUUGAUCUUUGUUUCUGUGUAGGGAAUACAUUCGUUGCACCUUGGACUGAAAAUCUCUCAAGCAUUAAAAACUUAUUCCCAAUCGAUACAAAACCAACAAAUGGCAACAAAAGUGCGCCUUCAACCUUAUGGCAGUGGUCAGAGGUUCUUCAACAUCCUGGCCUUGUGUUUUGUCAAACUCAUACCGCUGGCAUACCCAUUGUAUUGAUGGUGAAACCAGGCAAUAUUUCGGUAAGUAACGCAGUUUUUCUCGGCAACUCUGAAUUCGUCCUUUAGUAACACUGACAGAGCCUUACUAGACCUCUAGAUAAUGUUUUCUCUGCUUGUAGUUUCAAGAAAUCAAAUCUGCGUCGUCUAAAUCCAAGAUUCAAGAUGUAGCAGCAAUACGUCACAGUCUGUCUAAUUCCGACCAGUCUCGGACGACAGUCAUCUUGCUCUGUGAAGAUGGAAGUCUCAAGAUUUAUAUGGCGAGUCAAGAACAAGCUGGUUUCUGGAUGUCUCCCGCAUUUCAACCAACAAGGUCAGCGCAUAGUCGAAUAAGAAGAUAGGAAACUCGAUGCAGACAUGUUUUUCUCUUGGUUUAUGCAAGAAAUGGCGGUUCAUCAAUGGUCGGUGUAUUGUAUUUUUGCUAAAGCAACCAAUAGCUAUGUUUUCAUUUAACCAUUGUGUAAUAUCAGGACUGGGUAAUUAAACCAACACACUGCUAUGGGUUGGUUGGGCGAAUAAACAAUACACACGUGACGAUGAACCGACCAUUUUUUGCAUAAACCAAGACAAAAACAUAGAUAACGAGGUCUAUUAUGUCUGCAUUGAGUUCCCUAGCCUUGUUCUAUUGACUAUAGUCAGGGUUAAGAUUGGGUUAGGAUAAGGACUUGGGUCAUGUUUAGACUUAAGGUUGAGGCUUGAGUUAUGGCACAGAUUAAGUAUGGACCAGAUGUGUAACUUCAGCAAAAAAGUUGUCCCACGGUCGCCAUCUUCCUAGCAAGUGUUAUGUACAGCUUAAAUUUGAGUACACGAAGUCGUAUUAAGUUAGACAUCUGGUCAUACUUAAUCCGUGGUUAUGACUAGGAUUAGGAUGGUAAAUAUAUUGUAUUUAACUUGCGAUUUUUGACUUGAAAGUUCACCCAAAUGUUUGUGUUUCCACAGUGCUGUGGCGGCUCUUAAACCAAUCAAGCCACGAAAAUUGAAGAAAAAUGUGCGUAUAAAGACAUCCAGCUCGCCACAUUUUCCUAUCGACUUCUUUGAAAAUUGUCAAGUAUUGAACGAUGUGCAGUUCGGUGGUAAAGAUAUCUUGCAAGUUUAUAAUGUUCAACAAGUCAAGCACAGGUUAAUGACCGCUGGGAUGUACAUCGCUUGCACCAAGGUAAAUAUUGAUGAAAACUAACAGGUGUAGUUCUUGGACACUGUUUGAUUUCAUGUAAUGUAAAAGCUAUCGCAAUGAAAUAACGAUCAUUGCAUUCAGAAAGGACUAACUUAGAUUUUGAUACAUAACACUUGAAUUUACAUGCAAUAUUGAGCGAGAAACAACCAAAAUAAAAAUAUUUGUUAUUUAACAAGUAUAACUACAUCUGUAAUUAUAAGGUUUUUUAUGCUAGUUUUUGGCAUUUUCAAAAACAGUAGUUUAACGUUCAAACAUCACCAGCGCAGUCAAUAUUGCAUGUUAAUUCAGUGUUAUAUAUCAAAAUCUAAGUUUACUUAGUCCUUUCUGAAUGCAAUGAUCUUUAUUCCAUUGCGAUAGCUUUUAUAGCUUUUACGUUACAUGAAAUCAAACAGUGUCCAGUAAGAACCCGGUAGAACCUUUAUCCACUCAUGGUAAGAGUUAACACGCAAGCUGGCUGCGAGUACGUUUAUCCAAUCACAAUGCUCGACAGUUUAUGUCAGUUAGAUGCAAGUAUUCGCAGUGAGCUUGCGAGUUGGUUUUGGCAAUGAGUGGAAAAGAUCUGUAAGACACCUACCACCAGAGGCUCAGAAGUUUAAUAAUUUAAUUUGCUGUAACAAGCACCAUCCUUUCUUUAGUCGAACAGUUUCUCGAUGACAGUAAAAAACUGCAACCCUGCAGUGGUGAUGGUUGGUGUGCGUGUCUUGGUUGGAUGUCAAGCUAUUGAUAAAGCUCCGACAUUCUUGGAAGUAUUUGGUCGUGCCAUUGACAUUGAGAUAAAGCGAAACAGAUGGUUUGAUAUUGCUUUCGCUAGAGAAGAAAUUCUUGCUACUGAUGGGACAAUUACACUCACAUGUAAGAAAUGCUUGGGUACUCUGAUGAUCCUCUGUUGUAUGACUCUUACUUGACCUCUAGGAAGAACAGUUUAGAACUAGUAGAACCAUCAAGUCUAAUUGUAAUUGAGUUUAUAUUUUCUCCUGUAGUAACACUGGACCAAUAUUGGAUACCCUUUACUGGGAGAACAGCUCAGAAAACAUCCAUUAUAAGAGAGUUAGAUUAGGUUUCCUUUCGUUCAAUUCCUUAUCUUUUUAGUCGGUCAAUCCCAUGAUGCCAGCAACGUGACAAUGAUUGACUCCAUCAAGGUGUACUAUAAAAGUAAAGAAGCAUUUGGUUGGCCAGAUGACCUGCAAGAAGAGGGUAUACCCCCACCUACCCCCACGCCUUCAACUGCCCCACCUAUCAGUCCAUUUACUCAGAACUCUGAAGUCAUAACCAGUACCGCUCCACUAUCUUUGAGAGAAAUGUAAGUUAUAUAAUACAUGCAGAUUUUCUCAACAGUUUAUUUUUAAAAACAUUUACUUACAUUAUACUAAAAUAAGCUAACAGAAAACGCUAGAAAAUGUGUUCCAUCCACGUUCCAUUUGCUUGUAUUUAUUUUGAUUGUUGUGUUCUAGAAUGACAGCAAACUCUUUGCGAGCUUUGGAUGGUUUUGUGUCUCUUGUAACAGAUGAAGAAAAUGGCUACCAGGAAAUUGUGACAAUAGCAACAUCACUUUUAUCGUCACCACUGCCUCAGCAGGUUCAAGAACAAGCCAAGAUGUUGCUCGCUUCAUUACAUCCUACCAAGAACACUUAUAACAAUCACAAGGUUCGUCCAGCUUGCUUUGGAAGGCUGUAUUGACAGUCACGCAUUGGUACAGGGAACAUUUCAAACUCUAGACUAACAAAAUAAAGGCUUGAUGAGUGUUCAAACUAUGUUUUAAAUUUAAUGAAAUACAUGAUAGUGUUGGGAAAGCAUUAAGUCUGUAAAGAACAGCUAACCAAGGUCACGUGACUGCCAACUCUCACGCACUCUCAUUCUGACCACAGAGAAGAGAUAUACAGUGAGGAAACACGCGGCAAAUUGUGUCACGCCGAUAUAUUCGGUCUAUUAACUAUAGAAAAUUAUAUUAAUUCACUAUUUUAUUAAAUUUUGACAAUGCAGAGGAAAAACUAUACGUAUUAUAGAAGUAUUCAUGUUUUUUUUAUGCGAGAGUUAUAUUUUGAGAAUUUAUAUCAUUUGCUGCUUUGUUUUUUAUAUACGAGCAUCUGAAAUUCCCCAGCCAGUGCUUUUCACGAUUUUAAUAAGGAGUAGAUAGGGGGAAAAACAAACUUUUGCAAAAUAAAAUGUUCUGUUAACACUUUUAAUAAAAAGAAAUCAAUAAAAGUGAUCGCUUACCGUUAUUCUACAAUAAUUUAUUGAACAAAAUUUCCAUGGGUAUCUCAUUUUUUAAAAGAAAGCGAUUUUCACCUUUCGAACGGCGUUUUCCCUAUCUUUUGCUAUGAAAUUUCAGCGACGGCACUGGCUGGAAGAUUUUGCGUGGCGCGUGGAACGCGUGACAAAAAUUCAGGUUAUCGAGUGUCAGUUUCCUCUCUGUAUAUCUCUUCUCUGUGUCCUGACUGAGGUAGGAUUAAAAAAAGUUUAGAUUCUGCGGACCAGUGAAGAUUAGUAUUAGGAUAUGGAUUUAAGUUUCUGUGGUAAGAGCUAGGGUUUGGUUUCUGAUCAGGAUUGUGGUUAGUGUUGGGAUUCUAAGGGUUGGCAUUGUUAAUUGAGCCAUGUUUUAUUUGCUACUCCUAGGACCAUGCGCAGUUGACGUAUGUUGUGAAGAGUCUUUACAAGAAGACAUCCUCUCCAGAUGAAAUAGAUCCUGAAGUAUUUGAAAGAGUUGUUGUAAUGACCAGAGCUGUGGCGGUCAAUAGACCUGAAAAUUUAGUCAAGUUUGUCAACGAAUUAACAGAAAACCUCGAUUCAGCUGGAGUACCGUUCCCAAUGAAGAUUGUUUCAACUUUCUGGCGAUUUUAUCAAACACAGCCUAGUAAUUUAUCACUGGUUACUGCGGCACACUCUGGCAUACAUUAUACAGAAAUGAUUAUAUUUGCCUUGGUUGAAAUACUCCAUGCAUUUAUUGUGACUGACAGCUCGUAUGUUUCCAUGAUUACUGAACUAUAUGUUCAACUGCUGCUAUGUCUGGUGAGUGCGUCGUUGGCUAAUGAAAUAUCCAGUAGAAAUAAGGUUAAAGAUUACUUCCGUAGUAACGCUGGACCAAUAGCUGAGUUUCAAUCACCUGAUACGUUUAACGCUUGGUGAGUCGACUCCAAUGGACCUUUAACCUCGUAACUAAAAUUUUGAUCCAGACAAGAAGCUUGCAAUUUUCAGUCAUUUUAGAUUACAAACGGGAAAUUGAUACCCAAACACCCGAUUUGGGUAUCAAUUUCCCGUUUGUAAUCUAAAAUGACUGAAAAUUGCAAACUUUGCAGGGCUAUAUUAUCCGCAUUUUACAACAUUUCGCAACGAAACUUCGGAAUAUUACUAAUUUUGCGAUGCUCUUUCAAGCUGUGAUGAAAUUUUUGUCUAGAUCAAAAUUUUAGUAAUAUGGUUAAAGGUCCAUUGGAAACACAUUUAUCGGAUCGAGUUAAAUAAUCAUUAUAAGUAUUGAUCUUGUUUGGUAUCAAAUAUAUGCAAUUUAACGAAAUUUACUUGCUUCCACAAAGUAUAGAGCGGCGAUAUGUGUAAAGUCGACCAUCAAGCGUUUCCUCAUGUUUAAGGCUUGAGUGAAACCCACUGAUAGGGGGUCUGGGGAUGACUCUCACUAAACUUCCGGUGAGAAGAGUUAGAACUAAAGAAACAAUCCAGUGCCAAUAAACGUAAUUUAUGAUAAUUUUAAAAUAAUAACAUUUUCUCACUCUGAUAGCCGCCAGUUGACCACCAUCUGCUGCACGAUAGUGUUGAGUGAAACUCACUUAAAAUAAAUCGCGCUUUCUCCCUAGGAUAUACGUGUAAGCUUUGCUUGUAAGCAAGCGUUAGCAUUCGUUUUGAGACCCAGCUCACGUCGUGCUUCGACAAAGAGUGAGGAAAAUAAAACUGGUGCAGAGAAACCUGAACCAGCCUCACAAGCCAAGACAGAUGAUCAGAUUGACGCCACAAGACAGGCAGCUGAAAGUAGAGCUGAAGAUCCUGAAGUGGGAGAACAAGGUGGUGAAGGUGGAGAACAUUCUGGUGAAGGUGGAGAAGAUGACGAUGGAGAGAACUUUAAUCUUACACCACCAUGGGAAGUGAACCCAGAAGAGGUAUGAUAAAAGUCAGACUGUUAUAAUACGAACACUAAAGGGAUACAACAAAAUACGGUUAGAGAGGUAUCUGUAUAGUGAGACGUCCGUAUUAGAGAAGUGUCUGUAUUAGAGAAGUGUCUGUAUUAGAGAGGUGUCUGUAUCAGAGAGGUGUCUGUAUUAGAGAAGUGUCUGUAUUAGAGAGGUGUCUGUAUUAGAGAGGUGUCUGUAUUAGAGAGGUGUCUGUAUUAGAGAGAUGUCUGUAUUAGAGAGGUGUCUGUAUUAGAGAGAUGUCUGUAUUAGAGAGAUGUCUGUAUUAGAGAGAUGUCUGUAUUAGAGAGGUGUCUGUAUUAGAGAAGUGUCUGUAUUAGAGAGGUGUCUGUAUUAGAGAAGUGUCUGUAUUAGAGAGAUGUCUGUAUUAGAGAGGUUUCUGUAUUAGAGAGGUGUCUGUAUUAGAGAGGUUUCUGUAUUAGAGAGAUGUCCGUAUUAAAGAAGUAUCCGUAUUAGAGAGUCUGCUUAUAACCUUACAUGCAAACAAUGAAAUUGGAUCUGUUUAUAUUAUAUUUAGGACGUACCUGUACCAGACAUACCAGAACCUGGUCCAUCAUCAGGGGGGCGUGGGCCAUCAUCAGUGGCAGGUACUCGUCUGGAAGCUCUGUUGAAUGCUGGCUUUCCAGCAGUGUAUGAACUCCCCCCGGAUGCAGACGACGAAGCAAUGAUGGAGCUUGCAAUAGCACUGAGUCUACAAGAACAAGGAGAAGAGGCUGCCUUGGGAUUACAUCAUUUGUUGGGAGAGGCGAUUGAAAAUGGAGGACCUGUAGACGAGGGAGAGCGAUCCUCAUCCUCAGCAUCAGGUAAGGGGGGGGGGAGUGGGGGUGUUGUAGAGGAAGGAAUUCUUCUUGCCCAGGUAUUGUUCUGGUGGAUAAUGCAUCUGUAACCCUAAAUGUUCAAAUGUUCCUCGUUGACCUUAGAAUCAAGUCUUUAUUAUGAACACUGAACAACGAUACUUCUCAAUUGAUAGCAUGAUUCCUUAAGAUCACAAUUUUUCCACGUCUGGGUAAUGUCUAGUUCAGAUAUAAUUCUUGGGCAUUCACAAUGGAGAAAUGUAGAGUAAUUAUUCAUUCAUUAUUGUACGAUUUUUAUGAUGAUUCACAGGUGGUAGUUACAUAUAUUUUAAUGCUAGAUCUUGAAACAUACUUGUAUGUUAUCCCUAGGUCAUGCGAGUGAAGACGAUUUAGAACCCACGACUGGUUCAAUGGAUCUUGUACAAAUACACGCAGAAGCGGCUGCUCAACAGUCCAGUCAAGACUUGGGAUCAGUGAGUGAGGGAAGUGCUGAGUCUAUAAGUGGAGAAAACCCUGGGGACGAACAAGAUAGACAGGAGGAUGCAAUGGGUAAAUAUAGAUAUAAAUGGAUAGCCUGAGUAAAUUGUAGUACAUGUUCUUGAAUGUGAGCUACCGUAAAGUGAGCUGAUGUUUUACAAAACGCACUGCUGAGUUAAACAUGAUUAAAUCAUGCAGAGGUAGUACAUAUUCUUGAAUGGGCUGCCUUAGAGUGAUCUAAUGUUGUACAAAACUUACUACUGAGUUAAACAUGGUUAGAUCACACAGAGGUGUACAUCCUCUGGAGUGUAGGCUGCCUAAUAUUAUAGAUGAAAAAGUGAUUUCAUAUUGCAGAGAACUCGUUUCAGGAUUUUCUCAUUUUUUAUUCCAGAGAGUGAAAGUGGCGUAGGAGCGACUCCAAAACCAGAUGAUCCAACAGAUCGUUUCAACAUGUCCAAAUACGAUGCUGAUGUACGCGAAAAAUUGCACAAUUUAAACUUGGUCAUUCUGCGCACGUUUGUUGAUCAUUUUCACAGGUUAGAUGGCAUCGGUGGAGUACAGGCGAUACCAUUUAUGCAGGUGAGAAUUUCUAUGAGAAAUAAAUGUUAUGUACUUUAAUAUUAAGACCAUAAUAUUUUAGACCAUUAUUUUACAGAACGUUCAGAGAAGUGACUGCUUGCCUAUGUAACGAUUUUUUUCAUAGAGUUUCAUGUAACCAGGCAUAAUAUCAAACAUGUUUCAUUGCUUUGGUUCAAGUCAAUCACUAGAAAAACACUCCAGUCUGCAUACGAGAACUCCUUAUACACUGGAGAGAUGACGUCAGGCAAGACAGCUAGCGUCAUCUCUAUUCCAAGAAUGAUAACUCAUAUUUAUUUGCUACGCUUCCUUGAUUUAUGAUGUAAACAUUCUUUUCUCCAGGUUUUGCUCAUGUUGUGUUUUGAUCUUGACAACAAUGAAAGUGACAGUAGUGAUCUCUUACAUCAAGUAUUCACGAAAUGUCUUGAAGAAUUGCAUCUCGACUCCGCUGAUAUCACAGAUAUAGCAUCUCGCACCAGUUCCCGGGAGGUACAGCUCAUUAUUAUGAGGUUCUUGAGCGUCCUCAUGUCAAGAUCAAAAUCUGCAGGAAAAUCAUCCAGUCAGGUAAAAUUUUUCCUUCGGUCAGUUUAUUAACAACCACAAUUUAGCGAUUUCUUAAUAGGUUUAAUAGGUUUAAUAAUAAAUUUUGUCACACACAACAAUUAUUUACAAAAAAUGUCAAAUAAUGUAAGUUAAAUAAUAACAAGAAAGAUAAUGUUAUCAAACAAAAUAAUAAAUAUUUACUUAAAAGCCUAUGUGACGAGGAGGUUUGAUAUAGGAAACCAAUUAGGCUUAUUAAAAUUAUCAAACCCCCUCUCGUUUGAGAAUUCACACUAAUUAUAAGCUUAUUUCAAAAUAAAUAACAAUGGUAAGCUUAGUUAAUUAUACAUGGAGCAGAAAAGUUUUUUUAAUUUCUUUGUAAAGGAAGAAAGCGAUACACUAUUCACAAUAUCAUUGUCUAAACUGUUAUAGAGAAAUGGGCCUUGGUAUUUUAUAGAGAAUUGACGUAGAUUUGUUCUAGGAGUUACAAUGUGAAAUUCAUUUGCUCUUCUAGUAUUAUAAUUAUGUAUUUGGCUAUUUAAUAGGAAAAUAUUUUUAAAAUGUUCUGGUACAAGAUUUUUUUUAUACAAAAACAUGAAUUGACAUGUUUGCAAUUUACAUAUGUCACUAAAUUUCAAUAAUCGAAGGUUUUUAAAGAUCAUGCUUGUAUGAGAAUCAAAUGUACUAUUAUUCAUAAUUCUAACAAUACGUUUCUGAAGAACUACCAAACGAAACAGGUUGGAUGCAUACGUAGAUGCCCAAACAAUAUUGCAAUAUUGCAGGUAUGGGUACACCAAUGAGUAAUACAAAGUAAACAAUGAUUGUUUCAAAAGAAAAAAACUAGAUUUACGUAUUAUUCCUAUUGAUUUUGAAAUCUUCGUUGACACAUGACUAAUAUGAGAUUUCCAAGAAAGUUUGUCAUCUAAAAUAACUCCUAAGAAAACGAUUUUUUCCACUUGAUCAAUUUCUCUAUCAUGUUCCUAAUUUUUAAAAGCGUGAACACUAACCUAACCUAAAUCUUAAUCCAAGCAUAACCUAACGGGAACCAAGUAUUUACAUGUGAAUGACUUUGGUGACAAUAGGCAUAAACACUCGAUAGCUGAUUAGAUAUUUUGACACUUCUUUCACUCCAGGCUAUGAAAACUACUUAUUUACAAUGGAUUACAUUGUCUGCCUCGAUUUCAAGCUAUUGUUUCGUUUGCACGUAAGCAAAUCGGGAAGUGUCUAUUAGACUGCAGAGUUAAGAUUUGAGGUCAGGGUUUAGCGAUUGUUGUUAUGGUUUAUAUUUUAAUGCAAUGUUUCUCUUCUGCAGCAGCAAACAUCAUCAAUGUCCACACUGGUAGCUACAUCUCUCUUUCAAAACAACAUCAUGGGUCAUUGUCUUGCAAUAUUGAACCGCCUGAUGGAGCAUUGGCAAGCACGCGAGAAGACUGGGGAGAGUGAAGAAAAUAUGGGCUCUUUACUGAAACCACAACCUGGCCAUUCACCUCCUGAUAUGUCACCUUUCUUUUUGAAACAAUAUGUCAAGGUACACUAACUUUAUUUAUGCUGGAUAGCUCUAUCAGUUCUAAACUGUUCUUCCUAGAGGUCCAGUAAGGAUCAUCUCUUAUUGAUCCAGUGUUACUACAGGAGGAAACCUAAACGAAACUAACUUUAUUUAUACUGGAUAGCUCUAUCAGUUCUAAACUGUUCUUCCUAGAGGUCCAGUAAGGGUCAUCUCUUAUUGAUCCAGUGUUACCACAGGAGGAAACCUAAACGAAACUAACUUUAUUUAUACUGGAUAGCUCUAUCAGUUCUAAACUGUUCUUCCUAGAGGUCCAGUAAGGAUCAUCUCUUAUUGAUCCAGUGUUACUACUGGAGGAAACCUAAACGAAACUAACUUUAUUUAUACUGGAUAGCUUUAUCAGUUCUAAACUGUUGUUCCUUUAGAGUCAUGCCAGUGAUAUAUUUGAAGCCUACCCACUCUUGGUGACUGAAAUGGUAUUACGUCUAACAUAUCAAGUGAAGAAAAUUGCAGAUGGUUCUUCUGAUGUGGAAAUGAAUGAUUUACCCGAGGACUGGUUCACUUGUCUUUUUGAGGUAAAUAUUGGAGAGAUUUCUACUACAGCUUGAUGGAUGGCCCAUUUGAACAACCCUAGGAAGAGAAAAUAAUUAUGAUCUUAAAUGUCAUUUUGUUUUUUGUAGUACAUGAUGAUUCAACAAUCUUCGUUUGUCAAGAUAAAGAGACAAGUUCGUAAGCUUCUCUUGUUCCUCUGUGGAUCAAAAGAGAAUUAUAGAGAACAGAGAGAUUCCCAUGCCCUUGAUGUGCACUUUAAAGCUGUUAGGUAACUACUAUAUAAUCAAACUUAAAACUUUUGGCUGGCUUUAGAGAUAGAUUGUCCAUUUGAGCGAACGAAAUAAUGUCAUACUUACUGGUAAUAUAAUACUUACUAGUCUUUAUUCUGGCCUUUUCUAAACUGGAACAGUAAUAUCAAAAGUUGUGAAUAAAAUGAUUUGUUUGAAUUACACGUUGUGUUAAAUUGUCUUUUCUCUCCAGGCGUAUUUGUCAUGAAAGUGGAUUCAGUGAGGAAGAGCAAACACCAAUCAAUAUUGAAUACGAUACAUUACUGGAUCUGAUUGAACGUCUCAAGGCUGCUGCUGAUAUUGCCAGUAAUAGAACUAAGAACUGGCAAGCGUAUUGUUUAAAAAAUCAAUGUGAGUGAUGACGUACACUGCAUGUGUCUUCCAGUUCUGGGCUUUGGUCUGAUGAUUAUACCUGUCACGUUUUAGGAAGAGUUACACUUUUUACACUUUUGUAAUUUUGUAUUCUUUUCUAUUUUAAACUUAACCUUAAUCCUAACCCUUACUCUAAUCUUAAUCCUAACCCUUACUCUAAUCUUAAUCCUAACCCUUACUCUAAUCUUAAUCCUAACCCUUACUCUAGUCUUAAUCCUAACCCUUACUCUAAUCUUAAUCCUAACCCUUACUUUACUCCUAACCCCAAUUCUAACCCUUUCCCCCAAUCCAAACCGAAAUCCUAACCCUCGAAGUCUAAAAAUAGUAGCUGUUCCUAAAUCGUGACUCAUAUGUUGAUGCUAAUUUCAUCUCGGUCACAUGAGUUCUUCCAGUUUGACUCUACCAAACCCCACAGUUAUAAAUCUUACCUAAUUUCAUUGCACUUGGAUAACGUGGCUGUAUUUGUUCCAGGCACUCUGUCUUUCCUCUUCAAAGUGAGCUUCAUCAUCAAUGAAGGAGUCACAGCUACAAUACUACAACUGCUCACAACAGCACUAUGCGACAAUGACAGUCAAAAGGACUCGGAGAAUAAAAACCCGGGCAGUGUUCAUCAACAAUUGGUUCAGCAGUUAACUCAGAGUGUCGAUAUUGAAGCAAUGCGACAGUUUGUUCGUUGUUUCCUGUUACAAUCAAAUUCCACCAGCAUUCGUUGGCAAGCACAUUCUUUACUGCACUCUAUACACAG
Molecule: messenger RNA, 38564 nt
Organism: Paramuricea clavata
Lineage: Eukaryota; Metazoa; Cnidaria; Anthozoa; Malacalcyonacea; Plexauridae
Source: the annotation of a GenBank genome assembly